AUGAACUGUACCGAUGCAGGUGCAGAAUGUCUUCGCAAUCGCCAGGCACGAGUUCAUAGACCACGGGUCUCUCGAUUGGAGACAUUGUCCCAAAGGUUGGCGAGGCUAGAAGAGUCAAGCAAUAAAGAGGCAAUAUACUUUCCAGCAAAGAAUUACGCCACUAGCACAACGUCUUCUUCGCCUUCGGGCAACCUAACAAGUAAUACUGAAAUUCUCAACGACAAUCAGAAGCGAUAUCGAGCGUAUGAGCCCCAUGACACAGCUGCCCUGCAGGCACCACUAAGUAAGCACCGCAAGUCUCAGAGUGUGGCGCACCAGGCACAUUCUCCUGGCUCAACACAUCACGCGAGUGAGGCUAGGGAGUACAUUGAGCAUGAACUCCAAUGCAACCCGGCUUUAUCAAAAGAUAGGCGUACGGCCCUUGAAUCAGCGCGCAAGUUCGUCAGUCAGCUAUCCAAUCCGACUCUAUAUUGGGAGGAGACUGCGGCUAUGCCUGAUAUGGAUGUUCAAGAAACCAUACAACCACCUACUCUCACACCGGAAUUGCUCUACAUGAUGCUACCUGGAUCCGAUAAGAAAACCAACUCUCAGGGAACAAUCAAUUGGCCUGAUCACAUCUCCGACAAAGUACUAGAGCAAAUGGGCCUUGCAAUUAUCGAGGGCACAGAAUGUGAGCAAGUGCUCCAGCAUUACCGGAUCAUUGUCUGGGUGAAGGCCAUGAUUUGUAUAUCAAAAAUGGCCCCUCUCAUUAUAAGCGAGCCUUUGAGGGAUCAUUUUCGGUCACUCAAGAAGAGGUAUGAAGUCGCUGCCACAGAGAUUUUGAAUCAAAUUCCACUCGCAGCUGAACCUAGUCUUCUUUUGCUUCAAUCGGUUCUGUCUGCAACCCGUUUGAUGCAAUAUUUAGGAGACAUGACACGCUGCUGGAUGUUGACAGCACUAGCGUCACGGAUGAUUGUUUCCUUGAACUAUCACAACAUCACAGAUACCAGUCCUCGAAGUCAGAUAGAGGAAAAUAUUCACGCUAGUGUGUACAUGUGCUACUACUUCGACAAAACACUCAGCCUCCUGCUCCUCCGACCACCGUCUCUACCGAAUCUGAAAGUCAAACCAACCAAGUUGAUCCACAUCGACCCUGAUCUACCAACAUCUACUAUGAUGACAGGCAUAGUGGAGUAUUCAGAGCUGAAGAAUACUCUACUGUACAUAUUGCUCGAUAACAAGACAACCGGAGACACGGAGAAGGCCAAUAUACUGUCUGAUCUUGUGGCGCGGGCACAAAUAAUCCACUCCAAUAUGCAAACAUCUCGUCGUCACCAAGAACAGCAAUUCCCACAAUCAUGGAGCCAUCUGCGGCGCGAAUGGCUAUCAAUUGACUUCAACUACUACUCUAUUCUCACGACAAUCAUCCAAGCCCGCUCCUCGGUACUCAAGUCUCGCUUGGUUUGCGAGAACUGUCUGUACACUGCCCGAGAAGCCCUCUCCACUCUUCGAGCUUUACAGGAAGCAUGCUCAAGCCGCAUCAAUUCUAUCGAUUCCUAUCCAUACUUUCUUACCUGGACAAUGCUGCUAUUCCCUCUAGCACCGUUCUUUGUCCUGUUUUGCAACGUGAUCGCAACAUCAAACGAGAAAGACUUCAAUAUGAUCAAAAACAUCACCGGCGACCUACAUCAAUUCGCAGAGGCGAAUGCCUCGAUCGGCAAGCUGUACAAGCUAUUCUCCAAAUUCCUGGACCUGUGUGCACCUUUGGUCAAAGGGAAUCCCGAACCUUCCCGCUCAGAACAGCCAACAGCUGCACUCCCCGAAGCGAACACAGCUGGAAACACCGAGGGCAAUAUUGCGUCCUACACAGAUAUAUUUGGCCGUGCUAGCAAUGACCCUCCGGCUUUUGUCGGUCUUGGGGGUGCAGAUUCCACCGGAGAACUCACUGCGCCACCGUCUGUGGGGGGAUGGGAUGACAGUCUUGUGUGGGAAUUGUUCGAUAAUCAGCCCUCGUUGGGGUGGGCGGAGUCGGAACUGUGGAAUGUGAUGACGCAGUUUGAUGCGUGA
Penicillium psychrosexuale is the source of this 2046-nucleotide messenger RNA. Its product is annotated as fungal specific transcription factor domain-containing protein. The transcript has 6 exons. Gene Ontology annotation, molecular function: DNA binding; zinc ion binding. The coding region runs from base 1 to 2046 and encodes 681 amino acids. Lineage: Eukaryota; Fungi; Ascomycota; Eurotiomycetes; Eurotiales; Aspergillaceae. Gene Ontology annotation, biological process: DNA-templated transcription. The record is from RefSeq and is a predicted model, not a curated record.